This is a messenger RNA of Toxorhynchites rutilus septentrionalis, 640 nucleotides long. RefSeq lists its product as uncharacterized. Bases 1 to 612 code for a protein of 203 amino acids. The record is from RefSeq and is a predicted model, not a curated record. NCBI's taxonomy places the organism in Eukaryota, Metazoa, Arthropoda, Insecta, Diptera, Culicidae. The transcript has a single exon.
AUGGAGCGAAGUGCAGCAGAAAAAAUAGAGCAUGCUAUCGGCGAUUGUGUUGCUUCCAAGAAUUGGAAAAAAGUGAUAGACCUAGGUCAGGCACUACCGAUUGAUAAACGCGUGAAAUUCCUCUGGGUAUGGCCCCGUCAACAGGACCUCCAUAGGAUACGCAUCGGGUUAAACGAUUUGAAUAUCAGUCGCGUGAUAAGCAUUGGCUGCGGAACAGGAUUGUUGGAAUGGUUGAUCACUAGAGCAACAGGUGUAGCCGUAGCAGGCGUUGAAAAGGAUGAAAACUGGUGGCGAUCAAAGUAUGCGACGAAAACUUACAUACCAAUGAUGUUUGCGGAAGGUCUGUCGAAUGUGAUAGAUGGUCAAGGGCAACUACGAUGGCAUGCUAUGAUGUUCUGCUAUUUCAACGACGGUGGCGCAUUUCGUGAAUACGUGCAAGAAUUUGGUGGCAGUUUUGUAAUAAUAAUCGGACCUGCAGAGGGUAGGGGAGUUCAUACGGAUCCGCUUCCUUUUCAACCUAAUUUCCCCGCCGAACAGAACUGGGAAAGGGUGCAGUCAUUCAAGGUUGGUAGUGAAAACUUGAACCAUUUGGUGAUUUAUCAACGGCAGUAGAAUAAAACAAUAUUAGAGGACAUUUUCA